Messenger RNA from Drosophila willistoni, 393 nucleotides. RefSeq lists its product as uncharacterized. The record is from RefSeq and is a predicted model, not a curated record. Bases 64 to 375 code for a protein of 103 amino acids. NCBI's taxonomy places the organism in Eukaryota, Metazoa, Arthropoda, Insecta, Diptera, Drosophilidae. The transcript has 2 exons.
CAAUACAGAAAUUGCUUAAAACUUAAAUGAAAACGUUGAAAAAGUAUCAUUCGAUUGCGAAACAUGAUGGGGGCCAGAAGGAGCAUGGAUCACAGAGGCGGCUUCAUUUGGCUCGUUGUGCUAGUGCUCUGUGUGUUGGCAGUGACUUGUCUGGGCGGCAAAACGACAACCAUAGUGCGGCAUACAGAUACAGUUGAUCCACAGGCUGAUGGCUUUUGGACAAACAAAACCACAUGGAAUGCACGCUGGGUGAAAUAUUGGAGAGCCAAACGCAUCUAUGAGCCUGUGUGGAAGAAAGUCUGGACACCCACAAUACAUAAUGAAUGGGUACCCCUGCCGAAUGCGCCCAAAGAGUGGGAAAAGGAGUCCCAUUAGUGAAAGGAAUUGCUAAAG